Molecule: messenger RNA, 1388 nt
Organism: Effrenium voratum
Lineage: Eukaryota; Dinophyceae; Suessiales; Symbiodiniaceae
Source: the annotation of a GenBank genome assembly
GAGCUCGACGUGCCGCGGCCAUGUGACUUAGCCAUGGCGCGAGUGCCUCGGGCCUUCCUCGCGGCGCCGGCGCCUUUGGUGGCGCCAAAAGUGGUGCCAACAGCGGCGCCGGCGACGACGCCGGCGGCAAAGUCGCGCACGCCCAAGGUGGUGCCGCCCCCCCGGCGAAGGGGCGCGGGUCCGCCUGGUGCGGGCGGUCCGGGCGGUCCGGGUGCUCCAAAUGCGGUGGCCAAAGCGCGGAAGACGCAGGUGCCGCUCGCGCUGGAGCGCGGCAUGGUGGUGUCCUGUGAGGACGGCAGCUCGGGGACUGUGGACAGCGUCUUUGCGGCGCUGGACGAAGUUUGGCUGUUGCCGCAGGGGUCCACCAGCACAGUGAAGCUCCGAACUGGGCAAGUGACCUUUCUGGGCCAAUGGUCCGACCAAGUGGACAUCAUUAACUCCAUUGAUGUGCCCCCGGACGUGGAAGAGAUCUUAGGCGUGGAGCAGCUGGAGCAGCUCCAGGAGCUGGCCGGCCAGGUGCCGGUGCACCUGGAAUCCUUCACCGGGGACGGGGACGCGGCAAGCAAAACGGGGGCGACCACAGCGCAGCUGGUCUUUGGGCCGGCGUCGGCCAAGGCUGUCAAGCAAGCAGUGGACACCGUGGUCAACCACGUGGACGGCCUUGAUUUUCCCGAGGCGAAGCUUCUGAGCAUGAUGCAGCCGCAGACGCAGAUGCAGGGGGGAUGGCCCAUGAUGAUGAUGCCGGUGUGGCCCGGGGCCAAUGGUCCUUACGCUGGACCGGCUGGCUGGGCGCCGGAUGGGUGGGCUAUGGCCAGCUACCCUCAAGUGCCCUCCGUGCCCACCAGCUUCGUGCCGAUGACAUCGCCGAACGAGCCCAGCGAGCCCAGCCCGGACCCGAGCGGCACGACCAGUCCCAGCGAGCUCUCGAAGGCGCCCUGGCACAACCAACAGCUGCCACCGCCCCCCUCUCAGAAGAACAACUCGCUCUCCUGGCGUGCAAAGCGGCACCGCGCUGGCUUGGAGGUGAAGCAAGAGCCUGAGGAACAGGCUAUGAAGCGCGUGAAGGAGGACCCUGAUGAGAGCGACAAAAGCCUCCUCUUCUGGGCGCAGCGCCAAGACCAGUUCUCGGAGCUCCCGAAGCUGCCGAGCGGCUGGAUCCGGGUGCCCUCCAAGAGCUCCGGCAGCAUCUACUAUGUGAACCUACCCACUGGCGAAUCGACCUUUACCUCGCCGAUCAGCGAUGAGCUGCCGCCUGGAUGGGAAGUGGUGACUUCACGCAGCACGGGGAAGCAGUACUACUGGCAUGCUGAGCACCAGAUUUCCCAAUUUGAGCGGCCGACAGAAUGAAAAUUCCCGCGAAGCCUUGCAGCAGCACCUUCAGAUGCAGC